AUGGCGCCGGAUUCUUCGAAUGUUACACAACUAUGGAUGCAUGUCCCAACCACAAGCAAUUUCUUGGAACAAAAUUAUUGGAGCUGGAAUGACGCUGAUUCAGUUGUUCAAGCUGAUCUGAACAAACCCUGGUUUUUGUGUUGUGGGGUUCCAUAUGAAGAUGUGAAUAAAAUAGGGAAGAAAAUUGGAGUGAUGUGCAGAUCAUUUCUCUUCGCCAUCCUGACACACCUUGCAGCAUCUUCCGGACCCAUUCACAAGGCACCAGCACUGAACGGCACCAACGUUGAUCGUCUAGCAUUGCUUGCUAUUAAAUCCAUGAUUAAAGGUGACCCACAAGGUCUCUUGACCUCAUGGAACCAUUCCAGCACUGAUUUUUGCCAAUGGCAAGGCGUUACAUGUAGCCCUCGCCACCAAAGAGUCACCCACUUGAACCUCUCAGAUGGAGGCUUAAUCGGUACGUUGUCUCCUUCCAUCGGAAAUCUAAGCUUUAUCAGGGUCAUUCAGCUUUUUAACAACUCAUUUUCAAGUGAAACUCCACCUGAAAUUGGGCGUCUCUUUAGACUACGACAACUACGUCUCGCUUCCAACUCUUUCACGGGAAACAUUCCAGCCACCAUAAUGAAUUGCUCCAACCUCCAAUUCCUUAAGUUGGGUGGAAAUAAUCUGGUCGGCAAGAUCCCAAAUGAAAUCGGGCGUCUUUUUAGAUUACAAACACUAGAUCUUCGUAACAACUCUUUCACGGGAAACAUUCCAUUCACCAUAACGAAUUGCUCCAACCUCCAACUCCUUGAGUUGAGUCUCAAUAAUCUGGUCGGCAAGAUCCCAGAUGGGAUUGGUUCAUUGUCCAUGCUAAGCUUCCUCUACCUUAACGAUAACAUUUUACAAGGCGGAAUACCACCUGAAAUCGGGCACCUCUUUAGAUUACAAGAACUAAUUCUUUAUAACAACUCUUUCACCGGAAACAUUCCGGCCACCAUAACAAAUUGCUCCAACCUCCAAGUCCUUGACUUAGGUAACAUUAAUCUGGUCGGCAAGAUCCCAGAUUGGAUUGGUUCAUUGUCCAUGCUAAGCUUCCUCUACCUUAACGAUAACUCUUUCACGGGAAUCGUUCCGGCCACCAUAACAAAUUUAUCCAACCUCCAAUUUCUUUGUUUGGAAUUUAAUAAUCUGGUUGGAAAUGUAUUGUCCAUCCCUCCUACAGUUCAUUGGCUCGACUUAGCUGGUGAGAUUCCAAGAACAUUGGGGUCUAUACCUUUGUUGCAAUUUUUAGCCAUAAGUCGGAACAAGAUUUCAGGAGGAUUACCUUCUUCCCUAUUGAAUUUGUCAUACUUAAAGGUCCUUGACCUUGGAAGAAAUAAUCUUGCUGGAAUCAUUCCACCAUGGCUUGGUAUAAAACUCACUAUGUUGAAAAUUCUAAAUCUUAGAUCCAACAAUUUUUAUGGAAAUACUCCUGACCAGCUCUGUUAUCUUUCACAAGUUCAAGUGUUGGAUCUCGCUCAUAAUAACCUCUCAGGAAAUAUUCCAAGAUGCUUCAACAAUUUUAGUGUGCUUUCCGGCAUAGAAACUAAUUUAGACGUUCAUGUAUCAUUCUACGUUGAUGAUUUUUUGGUUACGAUUUAUGAUUUAUUGGUGAUGAAGGGACAAGAAGCCACUUAUGGAUCUUUUCUAGGGCUAGUCAUGCUUUUGGACCUUUCGAGCAACAAGUUUUCAGGGCAGAUCCCUAGUGAGCUUACGACCCUCCACAAGUUAAAAUCAUUGAAUUUAUCAAGAAAUCAAUUGACAGGAGAGAUCCCGAAUAAGAUAGGAGACAUGAAAUCACUUGAAUCUUUGGAUUUAUCAGUAAACAAUCUUUCUGGCGAACUUCCUAUGAGUUUGUCAGAGUUGAAUUUCUUGGGUACCCUUAACGUGUCCUACAACCAUUUGAUAGGAAGAGUUCCAACAGGUACUCAGAUUCAGAGCUUUAGUGAGUCCAGCUUCUUUGGAAACAAACUUUGUGGAGCUCCACUAACUAAUUGUGUACAUGUUGACAAACCUGAUACAACAAGCGACCAAAAAAAAGACGGUGGAUCACACAAAGUAGAUUGGGGGUUGAUUAUUAGCAUAGUGCUUGGAUUUAUUACUGGGUUUUGGGUCAUUGUGGUUUCAUUAAUGCUCAAUCGAUCAUGGAGGAUAACAUAUUUCCGUCUCUUGAGGAAAUUGAUCAAGGUAAAAGGUUUAUGA
Messenger RNA from Helianthus annuus (common sunflower), 2220 nucleotides. Its product is annotated as probable LRR receptor-like serine/threonine-protein kinase At4g36180. The record is from RefSeq and is a predicted model, not a curated record. The transcript is spliced from 5 exons. The coding region runs from base 1 to 2220 and encodes 739 amino acids. Gene Ontology annotation, molecular function: protein binding. Lineage: Eukaryota; Viridiplantae; Streptophyta; Magnoliopsida; Asterales; Asteraceae.